Populus nigra (black poplar) is the source of this 1330-nucleotide messenger RNA. RefSeq names its product dehydration-responsive element-binding protein 3-like. The coding region runs from base 185 to 1054 and encodes 289 amino acids. The transcript has a single exon. Gene Ontology annotation, molecular function: DNA-binding transcription factor activity; DNA binding. NCBI's taxonomy places the organism in Eukaryota, Viridiplantae, Streptophyta, Magnoliopsida, Malpighiales, Salicaceae. Gene Ontology annotation, biological process: regulation of DNA-templated transcription. The record is from RefSeq and is a predicted model, not a curated record.
GAUAGAUUGUGCUUUCUUUUUAGAGGUUUGAUUUGUGUUUAAAAAAUAUUAAACUUAAAAAAAAAAAAAUUAGUACACCUCCAAGCCAAACACAUAUGUGAUAUGCCGAUCACUCUAUAUAUCUAGCUUGACCUAUUGCAGCUUUGGCCCUCAACUAUUUGUUCUCCUCUUGCUAAAAGCCUAAAUGAAAUUUGAGAAUUAUUCAUCGUCACAAUCUUCAAUUCGUCAGACUUUAUCAUGCAAGCAAUGCAACAGCCCUAAUAUUAAUAAUCUUCCACGAGGGCAAGAGCGGCCAGUUGCAGUUUUGAAGAAGAACAAAGCGGGAAGGAAGAAGUUCAAGGAGACGAGGCAUCCGGUAUAUAGGGGGGUGCGGAGAAGAAAUGGGAAUAAAUGGGUAUGUGAAGUGCGUGAACCAAACAAGAAAUCAAGAAUUUGGGUGGGGACCUUCAAGAGCCCAGAAAUGGCAGCUAGGGCACAUGAUGUUGCUGCUUUAGCACUUAAAGGAGAGCUUGCUGCCUUGAACUUUCUCGAUUCAGCUUUGAUACUUCCUCGAGCAAAGUCGUCUUCUGCUAGAGAUAUACAAAGGGCUGCCCUUGCUGCUACAGAGGUCUUGGGAGGAAGUGCUUCUUCGUGUUCUUCUUCCUCCUCACCUGAUCAUAAGAAACUUUCAUGCGUGACGAGGUCAAGGAAAGUCUUGAGUCCAUCUUUAAGUGAUCUUCCAGUACAUGAGAAGGGCACAGAAAAUGUCUUAAGACCUUCAUUAAUUGACACACAAAGUGUUGAGAUAUAUGAAAAGAAGGUUUCUAAUGAAGAGCCUUUUUCAAAUAUGGUCAUGUCAUGCUCUAAUAACUGCUGCUCAGAGAAGGUGCCUAAUCAUUCCAAUGCAACGUUCUUUGAUGAGGAGGCAUUGUUUAACAUGCCAGGAUUACUUGAUAGCAUGGCAGAGGGUUUGAUCCUUACCCCGCCAGCUAUGGCAAGAGGAGUUUAUUGGGAUGACAUGGCUUGUUCUACGGACUUGACAUUAUGGGAGGACGACUACUUAGAUUCUCAGUGAUCACUACACACACACACACACGCACGCACGCACGCACGCACGCACGCACACUACCAUUCCAUCCAUUAUCCUUCUUAGGGCUCAUUGGAAAUGGACUUUUUAGAACAUUAAUUAUAAUGUCUUCUUAAUUAAUUAAGAUUCUAGGGUUCAUAGGCUCUAGGAGUCCACUCAUCCUCUUUAGAACUUAAUUUUAGAGUUCAAUUUUCCCUCUUUUCUACCAAUUUAUUGUUAUGUAGGGAGAGAAUCGUUGUAUAUAAUUUGGAAUCGAUGACCUAU